GCAGCGCGGCCGCGGAAGGGGCUCCCGCGGACGGGUCCCCGGGGUCGAGCCGGCCCGCGCACCCCAGGCCCGCCAGCGCGUCACCGGAGCUCCGCGAAGAUGGAGGCCGUGAUCGAGAAGGAGUGUGGCGCGCUCGGAGGCCUCUUCCAGACCAUCAUCAGCGACAUGAAGGGGAGCUAUCCAGUUUGGGAAGAUUUUAUAAACAAAGCAGGAAAACUUCAGUCCCAGCUGCGGACAACAGUAGUAGCAGCAGCUGCCUUCUUGGAUGCCUUUCAGAAAGUGGCUGACAUGGCCACCAACACACGUGGCGGUACCCGGGAGAUCGGAUCGGCUCUCACCAGGAUGUGCAUGAGGCACAGAAGUAUAGAAGCCAAACUGAGGCAGUUUUCGAGUGCUUUAAUUGAUUGUCUGAUAAAUCCACUUCAAGAGCAGAUGGAAGAGUGGAAGAAAGUGGCCAACCAGCUGGAUAAAGACCAUGCGAAAGAAUAUAAAAAAGCUCGCCAAGAGAUAAAAAAGAAGUCUUCAGAUACGCUGAAACUGCAGAAGAAAGCAAAAAAAGUGGACGCCCUGGGGAGAGGUGACAUCCAGCCUCAGUUGGACAGUGCUCUCCAGGAUGUCAACGAUAAGUACCUCCUGCUGGAGGAAACAGAGAAGCAGGCCGUCCGCAAGGCUCUGAUUGAGGAACGGGGCCGAUUCUGCACCUUCAUCUCUAUGCUGCGGCCAGUGAUUGAAGAAGAAAUCUCAAUGCUCGGGGAGAUCACCCACCUUCAGACCAUAUCGGAUGACCUGAAGAGCCUGACCAUGGACCCUCACAAACUGCCCUCCUCCAGCGAGCAGGUGAUUUUGGACUUGAAAGGCUCUGACUACAGUUGGUCAUAUCACACACCGCCCUCUUCCCCCAGCACCAGCAUGUCCAGAAAGUCCAGCGUCUGCAGCAGCCUGAACAGCGUCAACAGCAGUGACUCGCGGUCCAGCGGCUCCCACUCGCAUUCUCCCAGUUCGCAUUACCGCUGCCGCAGCUCAAACCUGGCCCAGCAGGCACCCGUGAGGCUGUCCAGCGUGUCCUCCCACGACUCCGGAUUCAUAUCCCAGGAUGCCUUCCAGUCCAAGUCACCCUCCCCCAUGCCGCCAGAGGCUGCCAACCAGAACUCAUCCAGCUCGGCCUCCUCCGAAGCCUCAGAAACCUGCCAGUCCGUGAGCGAGUGCAGCUCCCCCACCUCUGUCAGCUCAGGCUCCACCAUGGGCGCCUGGGCGUCCACAGAGAAGUUGUCUAACGGGUUUCCUCCCUGUAGUUUAUCAAGUGAGGCCCCCGUGGGGCCCGUGGGCGCAGGUGCUUUCCCUCACUGCCUGCCCGCCUCCCGCCUGCUCCCCCGGGUCACCUCUGUCCACCUUCCAGACUACGCUCAUUAUUACACCAUCGGGCCCGGCAUGUUCCCGUCAUCUCACAUCCCUAGCUGGAAGGACUGGGCCAAGCCGGGCCCCUAUGACCAGCCGCUGGCGAGCACCCUGCAGCGCCGCAAGGACAAGCGCGAGCCAGACUUGGGCACGGGCGGCCCGGCCGAGGAGGUGCAGAGGCCGCGCAGCAUGACCGUGAGCAGCGCAACUGUGAGCAGCAUGAGCAUGAGCGUGUCUGCGGCUGCCAGGCCCACCGAGGAGGUGGAGGCCUGUGAGGAGCUGGCCCUGGCCCUGUCACGGGGCCUCCAGCUGGACACCCAGAGGAGCAGCCGGGACUCGCUGCAGUGCUCCAGUGGGUACAGCACCCAGACCACCACGCCCUGCUGCUCGGAGGACACCAUCCCCUCCCGAGUUUCAGAUUAUGAUUAUUUCUCCGUAAGUGGUGACCAGGAGGCUGAUCAGCAGGAGUUUGAUAAAUCCUCCACUAUACCAAGAAACAGUGACAUCAGCCAGUCCUAUCGACGCAUGUUCCAGGCCAAACGCCCUGCCUCCACGGCCGGCCUCCCCUCCACCCUUGGACCUGCAGUGGUCACCCCAGGGGUCGCAACCAUCCGACGGACCCCUUCUACCAAGCCUUCUGGCCGCCGAGGGACCAUUGGAGGGGGUCCCAUCCCCAUCAAGACACCAGUGAUUCCUGUCAAGACCCCAACAGUCCCAGGCCUCCCUGGGGUGCUGCUGUCCCCUCCAGACGGGCCGGAGGAGCGGGGUGAACAUAGCCCGGAGUCACCCUCCUUGGGGGAGGGCUUCCAGGGAGUCACCAGCAUACCCUCUUCCCUGUGGAGUGGGAAAGCCUCUGUCAACCCUCCACUCCCAGGCCCAAAGCCCAGCAUCCCUGAGGAGCACAGACAGGCGAUUCCAGAAAGCGAGGCCGAAGACCAGGAGAGGGAUCCCCCAAGUGCGGCCGUCUCCCCAGGCCAGGUGCUGGAGAGCAGUGCUGCAGACCUGAGCCCGAGGGAUACUCCCCAGGGGGAGGACAUGCUGAACGCCAUCCGAAGGGGCGUGAAGCUGAAGAAGGCCACGACAAACGACCGCUCCGCCCCUCGCUUCUCUUAGGCUCCCAAUGGAAAAUGAACCUCUUAAUAAAUCCUCAUUUGUCUUGAUCCAUUCCACUCUAUAAUCAAAAAAUUUUGUAGGCAAUUCAGAAUUCAGCUCUUUUGAAAAUACUCAACAUAUUUAGAUAAGAAUUAAAAGCAAAAUAUGUACCUGACAUCAUCUUGGUCUGUUAAAUUUGUAAAUAUUGACAAUUUUCUUCACAUUUUAAUCUUAGUUUCCCUUUUGAUUUUUCUGAAGGUGCCAAAUUCCACUUAACUUUUUUACAAGUCUUUGUAAAAUUUUAAAUGCGUAGGGGGUGGUGGGAUGGGGCAGGGGAACCACAGAGUAGUUAAUUUCAGAAAAGGAUUACUAUACUUAGUUCUUUUUUCAUUCUCGCCCCUGCAAGCUUUUAUAGAUGCAUUGUAGUAGUCUAGCUUAGAAGCUAAUUCACGUUAUUUUAAUGUAAAGAGUGGGUAAGGGGUAAAAUUCUCAUUGAAAUGUACUAUGUUCUGGACGAGAAAAGCAGGACUGACAACGGAACAAUAUUCAGAGAAGCAAAUCUGGAGAAGGUGGACUGUUGGGACUGGGGAGGGUGGUGGGAGGGCACUGUCUGCAUAGCCGAUCCUGUUACCUUUAAGAGUAGCCUUGUAGGUUGAAUUUCUACUAGCUUCAUGGUAAAUGCACCCAAAUAAGCCAUACUGGAUUGCAGUGUUGUUUCCGCAGGGUGCUUAAGGACCCCUUUCUCCCACGGUUCCUCUUCACCCACCUGGAAUCCUGCUCAUGCUGCCGCCGCCUCAGGGUAGACGUAGGCCCCACUUGGUUCCUUGUCUACUGUGCUCACUUUCAUCCAACCCAAGGACAUCUGAGGUACGGCAGUUUUCAGAAAUUUGAAAACUGAUAGGGAGUUCUUAAGACAUAGCAAAUGCCUUUUACUUACCUGUGCCCAGCAGGCUGGGUGCACUGAAAAGCCGAAAUAUUUUGAAAAAGGUUGAGUGGAUUUAACAAGGGUAACCAGGUUGGAGUCCAGCAACUUGCUAAUGGGUUUACCAAUCUGGGGGCUUGUUUUUCUUAUCUUCCUUAAAUAAAGGGCAGUGAAUUGGCUUCAUACUAAACACUGAAAAGAGGAGGAUUUAUUUAUUGUCACUGGGAAUCUGGCCACUAGACUGUCCCUUAUUUUAGACAGUGUUUUCUGGAAUGGAUUUAUGUCUUAAGUGAAAGUUGAAUUUGUUAUAAUGCCCAUCCCCUAAAGUCAACAGAGAAUUGUAGAUUUACAGGGAGCACACUGGGAGCAAGCAGGCAGGUAGGCCCCUCCCGUGGCUGCAGUGCACUUGAGGACUGGCCCUUUGUGGGGCUUGCGGCUCCCGCCGUCCUUCAUGAUGCCCCUUCUGCUUUCCCACCUAACUGCACUGGAUGUGAAAGUAACGUAGCUAUAAGUUACUCUUCUGUAUACUGACACUUAACGCUGCUGUGAUUGCUCAAGGACACUGUGUUAUGGCUUUGCGCAAGGCAUGAUUACUAGAAACUAUUUAAGCUUUUUUCUUUGAAAAACAAGCUCGUCUACAGACUGUAAGCAACAGUAGUGCCUGUGGUUUAGCCCACCAACCUUGAUGACUAAAAGUAGCUGAUGCAUUGUGCAUAUGAUGCUUGAGAUAGUUUUUGCAAAAGCAGAAAUCAUUGCAAGGUGAUUACAGUAGAUAAAAGUGGUAUUUUAAACUUUCAAAUUACAUGGAUGUAACUGUACCCUGGUACAGCUUUUCACUUGUUUAGUUUUUAAACAUUAGUAUAAUCUGAAUAAAUUUAAUAUAAAAUGUUGCCAAAUUCAAUGUAGAGAAUGUGACGAAACACCUUGGAUAGUUCUGUUUGUGUUUUUGCAUAUUGUAAAAGCAGUGUCACAGCUAAAAAUACAGAAACCCUUUCUCAAGGUUAAUUACUGUGGUUUAGUUGCUAGUUUGUACUGGAGUUGACCUCUCCCUGUGCAGUUUUUGUUUAAACCUGUAUAAAUAAGUUGUGUAGUGUCUCCCUUCUACAUUGUAACAGUUGCUUCAGCCUACAUUACCAAUAAAGAACCACUAGAAGAAAA
Messenger RNA from Heterocephalus glaber (naked mole-rat), 4567 nucleotides. RefSeq names its product MTSS I-BAR domain containing 1 (gene Mtss1). The record is from RefSeq and is a predicted model, not a curated record. Lineage: Eukaryota; Metazoa; Chordata; Mammalia; Rodentia; Bathyergidae. Gene Ontology annotation, biological process: adherens junction maintenance; positive regulation of actin filament bundle assembly; plasma membrane organization. Gene Ontology annotation, molecular function: phospholipid binding; actin binding. Gene Ontology annotation, cellular component: actin cytoskeleton; cytoplasmic side of plasma membrane.